Messenger RNA from Scatophagus argus, 1858 nucleotides. Its product is annotated as G-protein-signaling modulator 2. The transcript has 5 exons. Bases 234 to 1328 code for a protein of 364 amino acids. Gene Ontology annotation, molecular function: protein binding; GTPase regulator activity. Gene Ontology annotation, biological process: regulation of inflammatory response. Lineage: Eukaryota; Metazoa; Chordata; Actinopteri; Scatophagidae. The record is from RefSeq and is a predicted model, not a curated record.
GUGGAGAGAGAGACAGAGAGAGAGAGAAGAUAGCAAAGCAGACAGCAAAGGCAAAAGCUUUUCGUGUCGGAAUGUGAAACACUUCUUAGCUUUUUUUUUUUAUUCCUUCUUCAUAAAGAUAUUGACAAGACAAGUGACAAGCUGAAAAUGCUAGUCUCCCUCUGUGGUGACUAGAAGAGGUGAUGCUUUGAAGAGACAAAGUUCAAAACGUAAAGGCUUUGGCAGUGAGAUUAAUGGACUGCACAGAGAUCAAAGUUGAAAUGGCUGAAGGGGAGCUGCUGGAGCCUCUUGUCAUCACCGAAGAGGGAGACGAAACCGAUGGUGUCACUGAAAGGAAAGCUGCAAGCGGUUCAGUUGUCACUGCACAGAGCUGCAGCGGAGAUCUGGCUCCGAAAAAGGAAGAGGAACAUACAGGAGAGGAAAAGAAUGAAGAAGACACAGUGACUAAAGCGUGUUUAGAAGAUCUGAGCCUGGAAAAACGUCAAAGCAGCACACAGGACGACCAGACGGGAGAGGCUGUUGUUAACAAAGAGGACAAACAAGAAGAUUAUAAACCAGAGGAGACAGAGAACAUGAAUAAUGGACAAAACACACGUGAUAGCGAGAGCGAAGGGAAGACACACGAGGUGACAAGGAUUAAUGAAAAACCUGAGGAAGCCGGUGUCACAGAGGAUGAAAAGGUUGUACAAAGUGACCCUGAAGUGGACAUAAAGAGGCUAAAUUCUUCUGAACAACAACAAGCCGAAGGGACGAAAAAUGAGGAGGAGGAUCCAAAAAGGGCUCACCGGUUAACUCCUGACUUCCCGGAGGCGCUGUACGAUCUGCUCUGCACCCUUCAGGAGGGGAGGCGACUCAAUGACCAGCGCUGCUCCUUCAGGCUGGAGAGUGGGGUCAGGAGGAGGAGGUGUCACUCUGAGCCCAACACCAGCAAGCCAGCCAACAGAGUCAUCUUUUCCUCCAUGACUUCACUGCAGAGAGAGGAGUUUUUUGAGUUUGUGGCCACUGCUCAAGCUCGCCGGCUGGAUGACCAGAGGGCACGGCUCGAAAUGUAUCCACCAGCAAAACCAAAGGCCAGAAGUUUCAGAGGCAGCAUAAAGCAACUUUCUCUCGUGAAAAAGCCUGCACCGGCUCCUGUGCCAGUUCCUGUACCCAAAGAGGAUCUGUAUAAUAUGAUUCUCACAACACAAGCCCAGGGCCGACUGGAGGACCAGCGCAGCAGGGCUCCCGGUCCUAUGGAUGAUGAAGACUUCUUUUCCCUGCUCCUGAGGGUCCAAGGGGGACGUAUGGACGAGCAGCGGACUGAACUACCCCGCAUGCUACAAACCUGAGAUAGGAAAAUAAACCUGUAGGACUACACUGGGAGCCACCCAGUACUGUAGCCUUUUCCAGACCGAUGUCCUGUUAUAACAGGGUUUAUUUUUGUUGUUGCUUCGUUUAAAGGCAUUGCUGUCCCUCUUGUCAGUGUCGGUCAGUGUUGAAGUUGUUGAGGUUGCAACAAAAACGCUAAUGUUUGAGCAACAGAGCUUUUAAUGUGACUUGAGGGACGUUCCUGAUGAGAUUUUGAAGUUUACUGCUAGUUAGAUAACUUUUUCUCUGUCCUGGUAAACAAGACCAAUAGAUUUGCUUUCUUAUCUCGCCAAGUGUUGGAUUGUAGUGGUUGAAUGAUUUUGUGUGUGUGUGUGUGUGUGCUCCCUUUCUUAAUGUGGAGGAGGCAGUCUGUGGUUCUCUGUAUUUUUUUCUCUCUUUAUUUGUACAGUAGACUUUCAGACACUCCAGGGAUGGUGGUGAGGAGAUAAAAGCUCCGAGGGCCACACAGUGCUUGACUGUAUAUGGGCAAAUAAACAAAACUGGAUUCAGA